AGGAUCGUGGUGAAGAUGGCGGCGCAAAAUUCGACACCGAGUGAUCUUUACAAAAUGGUUUAUUCGUUUCUCCUGGAGAACAAGUUCACCAAGGCGGCUCAGCAGUUUCUGAAACAGACUAAAGUGACUCCACAGGAUCAAAAUGAAGAAAGCCUCGUCGACAUCUACAACUUCUGGGUGAAGUCUCCUGAAACCAAGAAACGAAAAGCACCUACCAACAAGGCUGAAGCUUCAAAUGGCCCAUCAGCCAAGAAAGCAAAAACCAGUACAGAGAGCUCCAGCAGUGAAGAGUCGAGCAGUGAGGAUGAAGCUGUUGCAAAACCAAUUAAAGCAGCCCCUGCAGCAGCCAAGGUGGUGCCUGCUAAAGCAGCAGCUAAAGCUGCAUCCAGCAGCAGUGAAGACUCCAGUGAAUCAGAGGAGGAGAAGGUUCCUGCAAAGGCUCCUGUGAAGCCGCCUGCUGCAGGCAGCUUGAGGAAGAAAGACAGCAGCUCUAGUAGUGAAGAAUCUGACUCGGAGGAUGAGCAGCCCGCCAAAGCUGCUGCACCAAAACCCAAGGCUGGUGCAGUCACAACACCCAAACCAGCUGUUCCUGCUAAAGGUGCCGCUCUGAAAAAGCAGGAGAGCAGCAGUGAAGAGAGUUCCUCAGAUUCUGAAGAUGAAAGAGCCAGCCAAGGUAUGCUAAAAGAAUCUGGACACAUUUUUUUUUUUUUGUUUGCUCCAGUCAAACCCGCCCCAGUGAAGGCUGCUGCACAUGCUGCUGAAUCGAGCAGUGAAGACUCUUCAUCUGAAGACGAGGCUCCACCCAGCAAAAAAACAAAAGCAGGAGCAUACAGCGCUGUCCCACCUCCUGCUUCAGUCCAGAAAGCUCCAGCUGCACCAGCAGCCAGCAAGGCCAAGGACAGCGACUCCUCGGAUACCAGUGAUGACAGCAGUGACGAGGAAAAACAAAAGAAAGUAGCUGUGAAACCAGUCAAGGCCGCUGCUGCCAAGCCUGGUGUGCCCAAACCUACUGCAAAGAAGCAGGAGUCCAGCUCUGAGAGCUCAGAUUCAAGCUCUGAAGAGGAGACAAAGAAGCCCGCAGCCAAAGUCACCCCAGCUAAAGCAGCCCCAGUCAAACCUGUCCCAGCAAAGGCUGCACCUGCUAAAAAAGAAGACUCAGACUCAUCAAGUUCAGAGGAGGAAGAGGAGGUGAAGAAACCUGCAGCGAAGAUGACUCCCGCUAAGACGGCUCCAGCUAAACCUGUUGCAGCUAAAGUCACACCUGCUAAAGAAGAGUCCUCAGAGGAGGAUUCCAGUUCAGAGGAGGAGGAGACUGCAAAGAAGCCCACAGCUAAACCUGCACCUGCCAAGACUACUACCCCCGCUAAAAAAGACGAGUCCUCAAGCUCGGAAUCAGAUGGCAGCUCUGAAGAUGAGGCUCCUGCAAAACCUGCCACUAAAGCUGCAGCCCCAAAGAUACCUGCUGCUGCUUCUAAACCUGCAGCCAAGGCGGCAGAGAGCAGCUCUGAUUCAGAGGACUCCUCUGAGGAUGAGGAAGAGCCAGUGAAAGCCAAGCCAGCGGCUAAACCAGCUACCCCAGCUUCAAAGCCUGCUACUCCUGCAGCUAAGCCUGCUGCUGCAGCAGAGAGCAGCUCAGACUCUGACUCCUCUUCUGAAGAUGAAGAACCAGUUAAGGCUAAACCUACAGCAGCUAAACCGGCUGCUGCUAAACCAUCUACCCCGGCUUCAAAGCCUGGUACUCCUGCAGCAAAGCCUGCUGCUGCAGCAGAGAGCAGCUCAGACUCUGACUCCUCUUCUGAAGAUGAAGAACCAGUUAAGGCUAAACCUGCAGCAGCUACACCAGCCUCAAAGCCUGGUACUCCUGCUGCAAAGCCUGCUGCUGCAGAGAGCAGCUCAGAAUCUGACUCCUCCUCUGAGGAUGAGGAAGAAGUGGUGAAAGCCAAGGCGGCAGCAGCUAAGCCUGCAACACCGGCUGCAAAGCCUGCUGCAAAGCCUGCUGCAAAGCCUGCUGCAAAGCCUGACAGCAGCUCGGAUUCUGAUAGCGAUAGCUCAGACUCAGAGAAUGAGGCAGCCAAACCUGCAGUCAAGAAACAAACUCCAGCAGCAGCCAAGAAACCUGCCCCUGCUGUCAGCAAGGCUCCUGCAGACACCAAUGAUGACAGCUCCAGUGACGAGGAGGAACCCAAGAAGGCAGUGCCCUUACCCAAGCCCGCAGCUGCAAAAAAGAAGGCUGAGGAGAGCAGCUCCGACUCCUCGGACAGCUCUGAUUCUGAGACGGAGACCAAGUCCACCCCUGCUAAGCCUGCAGUCACCAACGGCAAGGCAGCAACACCCAAGGCUGCAGCAGCCAAGACCCCUGCAAAGCCAGCAGAGUCCUCCUCCAGUGACAGUAGCUCUGAAGAGGAAGAGGAGGCCAGUAAAAGUACUGUAAAACCUGCUGCAACAGCCAAGACCACCUCUGCAACUAAACCUAAAGAGAGCAGCAGCAGCUCCUCAGACAGUUCAUCAGAGGAGGAGGAAGCACCACGCAGAGCAGCCACAGCACCCAACACCCCCGCAACAAAUGGUACCAAUGCAAAGAGAAAAAGAAAUUGUGAAUCAUCAGAAAGUGAAGGGGAAGAGACAGAAGUCAAGACACCAGACAACAAGAAAGCAACCACAACACCACAGACUUUUCCUAAAGCCAGUAAGAAGUCUUCCAACAUACCGUUCCGUAGAAUAAGAGAGGAAGAAGUAGAGUUGGAUCCCCGCCUCACAGACAACUCUUUUGAUGCAAAGUUUGGAGCCAAAGGGGACUGGGGCCAGAAAGCUAACGACGUGCUUAAGUUCACGAAAGGCAAGUCAUUCCGCCAUGAAAAGACGAAGAAGAAGCGGGGAAGCUACCGUGGCGGAGCCAUCUCCACAACAGUCAACUCUAUUAAGUUUGACAGUGACUGAGGACAUUGUCACUCUCUCCCACCUGAACUGUACUGUACCUGAUCAGUUGUUUGCUUCCUCCGCCUGUAAACAGUCCCUCUAUCAUUACCAUGCAGCAGCACACUGAAAGAGGAAUGUGACCCGUAGAGCUGAGUUGGCACUUUCAUUUAGUUAGCUGCCCUUAGUUUGAAAUAGAGCCCAUUCGUUUGAUCUCUGAUCUGUAGCUACAGCUAGUGGAGCUGUGGCAGCAGGAGAGAGAGACUUCAGACUCUUCUGCUAAAGGUUGAUAUCAAUGUGACGUUAUUACCACUUAUAGCCACUAGGUGGCUGCAGGCCAUCUGUUAAUGGUAAAAAGCGAAUGUGUGUUGGGCCCCUUAUAAUUUUGCUUGUUAGUCUGUACUUUAUUCUCAAAUAACAUGUCUUGUCAUUUCUUUGUAACAUACAUUUUUCAUUUAUCUACGUACGAAUUACAGCCAUUCAUCCCGACAGGCUCUUUAUUGUGUGUUAACAAAAGGCUGAUAUUGAUUUUUAAUGUAUCACAUGGAUUUCUUGAAGUUUGUUUGGUGAGAGGGCGUGUUCUCGGGUUUUUUCUCUUUACAUUUCAUGAACAUUUGGAGAGUAGAACUGAGUUUUAUACUGUGUAUUUAUUAAGUUUUAUUCCAUUUCAACCUUACGGACCUAUCAAGCCAUCUCGAGAUAUUCUUAAGCCAUUUUGCUUUGUUUCUCCUGGCGUUAGAAUUCCCCUGACAAACCCCUUUGUUCAUCAGUGGUGUGGAAUUUAUCCACAAACAUAACUGAGAGCCAUGUUUGUUUUGAUUAUUUGAAUUUACUCUGAACUUUUGUGUACCUCGUUAUUUUUUUAUUGUCAAUUCUUGUAACGAUGAUUAAAGACCUUACAGACUAAA
Micropterus salmoides (largemouth bass) is the source of this 3821-nucleotide messenger RNA. It is a transcript of the gene nolc1, whose product is annotated as nucleolar and coiled-body phosphoprotein 1. The record is from RefSeq and is a predicted model, not a curated record. Gene Ontology annotation, molecular function: protein binding. Lineage: Eukaryota; Metazoa; Chordata; Actinopteri; Centrarchiformes; Centrarchidae. Gene Ontology annotation, cellular component: nucleoplasm; nucleolus.